AUGACGACGCCCAAGAACUCGGUGGCCAAGAAGCGCAAGGCCACGCCCGCUGCGGCCGAUGACGACAGCACCAAGGCCAACACGACGCUGCAGGUGCACCGCUGCCGCUUCGUGGACUGGAUGCCGGCCGCCAUCCACGCACUCAGCUUCAGCCCGGGCGGCGACCGCUUGGCCGUGGCGCGCGCCAACGGCGACGUGGAGAUCUGGCGCGUGGGCAGCAAGUGGCACCUGCAAUUCGUGGUGGCCGGCUCAGCGCAGGCGCAGGUGUCGGCGCUGUGCUGGGCGCCCGAGAGCGAGCGCCUGUUCGCCGCGUCCCUGGACGGCACGCUCUGGGAGCUGGACCUGACGCGGCUCUGCAAGAAGCACGUGACCGACUCGAACGGCGGCCCCGUGUGGAGCAUGGUGCUGGACGCCGAGACGCAGCAGCUGGCCGUGGGCUGCGAGGACGGCCGCAUCCGCCUCUUCUCGUUCGCGGACGACCAGCUGCACUUCAGCAAGGCCUUCCUGACCACGGGCGGCCGCGUCGUGUCGCUGGCCUGGCACUCCAAGGCGGGCAAGAUCUUCUCCGGCAGCGAGGCCGGCAUCAUCCACUGCUGGAACGCCGCCACUGGCCGCAACGAGUCGCGGAUCACGCUCGAGACGCUGGCCAAGCAGAAGGCCGUGGUCUGGGCGCUGCAGGUGCUGGACGACCUGACGCUCGUGAGCGGCGACUCCACCGGUAGCCUCUGCUUCUGGAACGCGCCCACGGGAACGCUGCUGCAGAAGUUCUCGCACCUGACGGCCGACAUCCUGGCCAUCUGCGUGAGCCAGAACAACGACAAGCUCUUCGCCUCCGGUGUGGACAACCAGGUCGUCGAGUUCCGCCGCUCCGUCGCCGAGAGCGGCAACAGCACCUGGGCCUACUCGUACAGCCACCGCGGACACAGUCACGACGUGCGCGCGCUCGCGCUCUCGGCUGGGACUAACUCCGUUCUGGUCUCGGGCGGCAUCGACACCCAGCUCGUGUGGUACCGCGGCAACUCCUUCAACGUGUCCAGACCCGCCAAGAUCGCGUCCAUGCCGUACCCGCGUUCCAUUGCGCUGGCCAACGAGGAGCGCGUGCUCAUGGUGCAGAAGCCCACGUCGCUGGACUUGUGGCGCCUCGCCACGCAGUCGAGCGCUACUGGCGCCGUCACGAAGAAACACAAGCUGCUGCUGGAGCUGAACGUGGGCAAGGCGCUGAACUUGUCGUGCUCAGCGUUAGCCCCCAGCGCCGCCUUCGUUGCGUGUUCGAACUCGCAGGAGCUGAAGCUGUUCGAGCUGAACAUGGCGCAGGACUUCAUGCCCAAGAAGGUCACGAACUUGCCGCGUAGUGUGGCGGGUCCGGCGCGCGUACUCGCCUUCUCGCCCGACUCGACUCGUCUCGUCAUCGCCUCAGCUUCGCACCAGAUUCGCGUGCUGGACCUGACCAAGAUGGAGGUGCUCAAGACAUUCGAGGUGGAAGCUAGUGAGCCGUCCCCGCUUGUCUCGCUGACCAUUUCCUCGGACGGACAGUGGCUGGCCACGGGCGACGCGUCGAACAACCUCGCCAUCUACAACCUCGACUCGAUGCAGUUCUACUGCCACCUGCCUCGCCCCAGCGAGAUGCACACCAACAUAGGCUUCAACCCGUCGGGCAAGACUUUGGUGGUGACGCUCGUGUCCAACAGCUUCGUGUGCUACGACGUGGAGACCAAGGGCCUCUCGGAAUGGUACCGCCAGAACCACGAGCAGUUCCCCAAAGAGCUCGUGGAAGGCCGCAGCCUCAAGGGCAUGACGUUCGACCCGGCCAACCCGGACUUCCUGUACCUGUACUCGCAGCAGAGUCUGUACCAGAUCAACAUGGGCGCUUCCACCAAGAGCCCGCCCAAGAAGGCCCGUCGUCGUGCCAUGAGCGUCGGCACCGACUCCGACGGCAAGAACGACGCUGCCGAGGGCGAGCUGGUGGAGCUGGAGGACGGUUUCUGCCGCGUGGUCAACCGCUACCGCCCCCUGUCGUUCGUCGACUUUGUCGCGGAGAGCGAGAUGAUCAUCGUCGAGACCCCGUGGCUCAAGGUGCUGAGUCGCUUGCCUGGUGCUCUUCACCGUCAUAAGUAUGGCAAGUAA
Messenger RNA from Phytophthora sojae, 2124 nucleotides. RefSeq lists its product as hypothetical. Lineage: Eukaryota; Oomycota; Peronosporomycetes; Peronosporales; Peronosporaceae. The transcript has a single exon. Gene Ontology annotation, biological process: maturation of SSU-rRNA from tricistronic rRNA transcript (SSU-rRNA, 5.8S rRNA, LSU-rRNA). The coding region runs from base 1 to 2124 and encodes 707 amino acids. Gene Ontology annotation, cellular component: small-subunit processome; 90S preribosome; t-UTP complex. Gene Ontology annotation, molecular function: protein binding; RNA binding. The record is from RefSeq and is a predicted model, not a curated record.